CACCAUGAACGUGAUCUACCCGCUGGCGGUGCCCAAGGGGCGCCGGCUCUGCUGUGAGGUGUGCGAAGCCCCGGCCGAGCGGGUGUGCACGGCUUGUACAGUCACUUAUUACUGGUAGGCCCUGGAACGCGGUGCCUGGCGCCUCUGCUCCCUCCCUGUCUCCCAACCAUGGGGCUGGCCUUGUGUGUGUGUAUACGUGGUGGCCCUUUCUGCCAGCGACCCCUCGAGGCCGGAGCAGGCUUGAAGACGCGUCUCUAAGACUCCUGUGGCCUCAUCUGCCUCCUCUCCCACUCUACUGGUUUUUCUCCUGAUGUUUCCCAGGGGUCCUGCUGUUACUGUGUUUGGGCGCCGCUCUAGGUGCUGAACGUAAUGGGCCAGUACUGUAGAUCCUUCCCUUCAAAGCUCAAACAUUAUAGCUCGGAAGACAGUGAAGUGAACAAAUGAUAAUUUCAGGGAGAAAUGUCAGAAGUCAAAGGAAAUGUGAGAAAUUGGGCAGACGGCUUCUCUGAAGAUAGUGAGCUAAAGCACCAGCAUUCUUGCCCUGGAAAGGGCACAGAUAGGGCUCAUAAGUAGGAAAGACUUGUGUCCUUGAGGACCCAAAAGAAGACUAAUUGGCCAGUGCACAGUGGGCCUGUGCAUCAGAAGGCUGAUUGGGGCAGCAUCCACGAGAAGAUAUGCCAGCUGCUAAUUCCUCUGCGUACCACCAUGCCCUUCUAUAACUCAGAGGAAGAAAGGCAGCAUGGCCUGCAGCAGCUGCAGAAGCGACAGAAGCACUUGAUUGAAUUCUGCUACACCGUCGCCCAGAAAUAUCUUUUUGAAGGAAAACAUGAAGACGCUGUCCCUGCGGCUCUGCAUUCCCUUCGGUUCCGCAUGAGUGUGCACGGCCUGAGCUCAGUAGAGCUGGUGCCUGCUUACCUGCUCCUGGCUGAGGCCAGCCUUGGUCUGGGCCGGAUAGUGCAGGCUGAAGAAUAUCUAUCCCAAGCCCGGUGGACAGUCCUCAAGUCAACUAACUGUAGUAAUGCCACACACUCUUUACUGCAUCGGAACCUGGGCCUUCUCUACAUAGCCAAGGACAACCACGAGGAAGCCCGGUACCAUCUGGCUAAUGAUAUUUAUUUUGCCAGUUGUGCGUUUGGAACAGAAGACAUUAGGACCUCAGGAGGCUACUUCCACCUGGCCAAUAUCUUCCAUGGUCUUAGUAAAAUGGAGCUGGCAGACACGUUGUACACAAAGGUCUCGGAGAUCUGGCAUACAUAUUUGAAUGGUCACUAUCAAACCCUCUUACGGGCUCGUUCCCAACAAACAGACUUACUGGGCAAACAGUUUGUGAAUGACACCGGCCUGGAUGAAGCCCAGGAAGCAGAAGCCAUUCGGAUCCUAACUUCAAUCUUGAGCAUCCGAGAAUCUACUUCCAGCAAAACACCCCAAAAAACCGUCCUUGUUCUGAAGACCCUGAGCAUACUUUACUAUCUGAUGUUGGAGACUUCAAAGGCAAAGGAACACGCCAUGAGAGCCCUCAGUCUAGCUGAAGAAUAUCUUAGUGUGCAGGAGCAAAGGGUUAUUCAAGAGUUACUGACUAUCAUCUCAACCGAGGAAGAACAGCCCAUCACCUAGAGAGGCAGUGCUGGCGGUGCCUUGGGGGCUGUGGACUGACGGAUGCUUUCCUCAGAGCCGCUCAGAGGUCCUCUGCCUGCCUCCACUCCUCCCCUGCGACUUCCUGAGGGACGGUGACCCUAUUAGCAUGUGAUGUCUAGAGCUUUGGGCACAGUAGUCAAUAAAGCUGUUGUUUAUCAUG
Messenger RNA from Peromyscus californicus insignis, 1795 nucleotides. It is a transcript of the gene Zmynd12, whose product is annotated as zinc finger MYND-type containing 12. The record is from RefSeq and is a predicted model, not a curated record. The transcript is spliced from 8 exons. Gene Ontology annotation, molecular function: protein binding. NCBI's taxonomy places the organism in Eukaryota, Metazoa, Chordata, Mammalia, Rodentia, Cricetidae. Bases 706 to 1614 code for a protein of 302 amino acids.